Molecule: messenger RNA, 3446 nt
Organism: Spodoptera litura
Lineage: Eukaryota; Metazoa; Arthropoda; Insecta; Lepidoptera; Noctuidae
Source: RefSeq, a predicted model, not a curated record
AUAAAAAAAAAGAAUUACAAUAUUUUUUAUCAAUGAAUUUAUCAAUUGAAUGUUUAUAUUUCCUUCCUGUUCAACUCAAGAAAAUGAUUCAGUGAAAUAAGUUAAUAGAACAAAAAUAAAAUUUAAAUGCUUGAGUCACUAUUGUUGGACAUUAAUACACGAAUCCACACCAUGCACCCCUACCACUGGUUCUCCGAAAUCUGCAGUAUGAUAGCCACAUUCAAUACUUACGUCACCAACGUCUUACAGUACAGCGCGAGGACGCGACGCGGCCGCACGCCUACAUAAGAAGUCGCACAAUUACGGAAACCGAAUCGAGUGAAAUCAGUGACAAUGAUACAAGUGGUAGUGCUCACACUCGUCGCUUCGAGUUCUGCUUUCACGACACACAGAUACGAUACCUACGACAACUACCGCCCCAUCACGACGCUGUUUAGUGACAUCUUCGCGUACGGACCCGGGGAUGAAACGCGAUUUAUGCAAACGUACGAGAACCCAAGGCGACACAAUGAUGUUAGGGGGGAGGUAUACAACCAGCGACGCGACUUCAACAGAGACAGUACAGGCAGACAAAUGGAUACCCAGUACAACUACCUAAAUCCGUACGAGUGGAGCAACAGGGAGGUCCCGUGGAGUGCAGUAGUAACUAAACCUGCGAACAUCAUUAACAGGUUUAAUCCUGCAAACAGAGACGAAAGCAAAACAUUUCCAAGCACCAAACGAGAUCCUGCAGAGCAAGAGGACACAGGAGCAGACAUCAAUCAAACGAAUACAACAAUAGAUUUAAAUAGAACACAAGUUGACGUAAAUGACAUGCAACUUAACAUGCAGUCAGGUGACGUAAACCGCACGCUGGUAAUUAAUGAACAACAAAUUACUUGGAAUAAUGAACACAAUAGUCAGCUUGAAGACAAUGCCAAUAUUACAACGAGAAGCAUUAAUUCCAAUAGUAAUUAUAGUAAUUCAUUGCACUUUAAUGAUGUACCUUCUAAGCCGGGGCUUGAUAAACAGUACAACUCGACAAAUAUAAAUGGCAAAGUAGCUAACAGUACUGACGCUGUUCACCAUAACACUACUGGCGAGGAAAGCAGUAACAAGACUCAGAGCAGUGGUGAUGAAGUCACAGCUAAGAAUAAUGUACAGAGAACAGACAAUAAUGUGGACGACGACAGGUGGAUCUGGAGCAACGGAGAAGAUCCUAAGGUGGAAACUGCAACUGUCGGCCUGGACGACCGAGCAGCGUUCGACGGAGUAGCCUGUCCUGCCGGCAAGGUGAAGGUCGGCUCUAUGUGCAUCACUCCUGACUGACAGCGGAGCUCGUUGGCCAGGGAACAUGAAUCGGUGGUACAGCUCGUGGGGGGCUUAGUGAAACCAGUGCAGUCGGAGAGACGUUGUCACUUCUGUAUACUCAGUAGAUAGUGUGAGGUGUCACGUAUUUCGCAGUAUUAUGAAAGUGAUCAGAAUAGCGAGUGAGGUCAAUGUACCCGUGGACAUUCGUGUAGAGGUUGUGUAGCAUUAUCGGUGACACUGUUCAAUCAGGAUGUUGACUACGUGAGUCUAAUCUCAGUAGAAAAUGGUGUAUUGCGGUGGAAGGUGGAAACUUGUAUGGGUUAAACUGUGAUCUAAUAGUUCCUAACAUUGUAAUGUCUACUAUAAGUAGGACAAUCGAGAUUUCUUUUUUAAAGUAACAAGAAAGUAGUACGUAAACAUAAGAGACAAGUUAUCUGAGGUCACGCUUUAAUACAACAACACGUUUUGUUAAAAUUUUAGCUCAUGAAUUUGUUUUGCUCACAAAAUUAAAUUUUUUGUAACAAAAUUGACUUACAUAAUUAUCUUUUGUCUAAAGGGUAACAUAUAAUAUUGUAUUACAUAUUUCUGGAAGAGGUAAGCAGAGAAGACCUUGAAAGUUAUAUUUAUUUUACAACAAUAUAACUUUAAAGUUCGAAAAAAUAUGGUUUCGAAUCCUAACCACGUGUCAGCCGUUGUGCUCCAACCAAAGAGACAAAUAAACUGUAGUUCUUACUACUUCGUAAAUUAAUUAUUGUUGCGAGGUAAAUGAAACAAUUUUUAAUGCUGAUAAUCUUUGAACUCGUAGACCGUACAACUCAGUACACACAGCUCAGAGAAAUGGUUUACAACUCACACACACACACAUCUGUGACUGUCAUUAAUGACGUGUUACAUGUGUGGGUAUCACUUCAUCGUUUACUUUAGAUCUGCGAUAUCACGACCUGGACGUAAAACAGUAAAUUAAAUUUGAAUAAUUUUUGAAAAAUAAUUAUUACAAUAAGAUGCUACCAUUGCACACCCGGUUUGAAAAGUACGUAAUAUUGCAUACCAAUAAACACUACAAGAAAAUAUAUUUAUAUCGAGAUAUAAUUAUGUAUAAUAAUAUAGAACUUGAUCAGACGAUUCAAUUUAUUCACACAUUUAAACUCAAUUGAUGGACAGUUUAUCGAUGUGUGCUAACUAAUUGACUAUGCGGACUGUACAUACACGCUUCAUGAGAAGUACUUGUCAAUGCUCGCACGUACAAACAUUGGUGUUUGGUGGAAAUAUCUUAACGCAAUAUUCAAGGCCAACUCAAUACAAUAUACUUAACUAUGUAAUUGUGAAGACACCAGCACCACAAGUUACACUUCUAUGUCCGAAUUUUGUAUUGCAAUUACAACGUUAUCGUUUUGUGUUAAGGAGUAUUACAGUUUGCAACUGUAGGAUAACUUGAUAGGCUUUUGUCUACGAUGCGAACGUGAUGAAUGUGAUGAUACUUAUUGUCAACAUCUUGGUCGGAAAUACAUAAGUAGGUAUGUGUCAUAAUGUACACAAUAUAUUUUUUUGUAAAACCUACUUGGGAAUUGUUUGGUCAAUGUGUAACUAUGGUUAGUUUGCUGUUGGUUAUGUAAACUCUUAGUAAUAAUAAUAUACACGUGGCUUUAGGAGUCGCAAACAUAUUUAUAGUUGUAUAUUUACCAACUACAGAAAAAAGAGGAAAUCCUAUGUUCAGAUGAUUGUUUUAUUAGCAGAAGGGAAUGGAAAAAUUCUUGGAUUUUGUUUUUCGUUCUUAUUUUAUAUUAUGUACAUCUCCGUAGUCAAUCAUGUGUAUCAUAAUCGGAAUGUGUGAAAACCAUUCCGAGGUUAAACAUUUCUAAAAAUGAUUCAUAGGUCAUAAUAUUGUGACUGCUGUGAAAGGAGUGUUCCAAUUUUAUUACCGGUUAAACAGUAUACCGUUUUUUUUAAUUGACCAGAAACCUGAGGAGAAGCCUGAAAACCUAGAAUCAUGUACGGUGUGUGGAAAUCAUAAUACUCUCAAUGAUGAAAGUCUUAUUUAGCUAAAGCUUAGUCUACCAGCGGCUGAAAUAAAUGUCUGAUUGUUGAUACUAUUUUGUAUGCAUUCGAAAACUUGGAUCGAUUUUGAAUUACAAUCGGCUUUUCGCCCGUUAGCUUUU